Molecule: messenger RNA, 1698 nt
Organism: Trichophyton benhamiae CBS 112371
Lineage: Eukaryota; Fungi; Ascomycota; Eurotiomycetes; Onygenales; Arthrodermataceae
Exons: 2
Coding region: 1-1698 (565 amino acids)
Source: RefSeq, a predicted model, not a curated record
AUGCUGUCGUCAGUCGAUAUACAGUCGGGGGACGUCUCCCCUUUGCUGACCACGACGGCCUCAUUAAACGCCUCCGAACCGCCUCUCCACGCCAUCACGCUCUCCGUGCCCUCGACAGACGACCUGAAGACGAAACUGCUGCCGCCUGCCUCCUGUCCCGUGGCUGAUGUAGACAUGGACUACUCGGCUGCUGCAGACAACCCAGACCUCUCGCCUACGCACUUCAGCGAUCUGCCCCCGGAAAUACACGAGACCAUCCUCGACCAUAUCCUGGGAGUCCGUGGCUCGACGCUUGCCUCUAUCACCUCUGCAACAGUCACCACUUCAAGCUGGAGCAAGGCACUCCGACACCCUCGUAGAAAGGCCCUAUCUGACCUCGCCCUGGUCUCACGGGCAUACAGAGCCCUGGUCCAGGGCAGGAUCUACCGUCACAUUCAAGUCAAGGGAACGACAGACUGUUUGGCAGAGUGUGCCAAAUGGUUCGAUGCACACCCUCACCUUAAACCAUACGUCCGGCACAUCGAAAUAUGGGUCCCCGUUUGGGGCGAUCGCCUGAGGAAGUCUCAUUUCUCUCCUCCCAGUCGCCGGGAGAGCGGACAGGCAAACUUUGGCGUCAUCGAAACCAACACCAUGGAGUCGUACAUGCACGGCUUAGAUGCACUUUCCAGUAGCCGGACGAACUGCAACUUCAAGUCGGCCAGUCACAAUGCUACCUUACAACAGAUCUUUGAGAGCGUUGCGUCUCAGUUUCCCGAUGCAAAGAUGAUGACUCUGGAAGGCGGACACUGCAAAAAACCUCCCAUGAUCAGACACUUUGAGAGCGAUCCGUGGGGGGACAGCGGACUCGAGUCGCUUACUCCUCUCCCAAACAUCCAGACCUUCAUCAUGAAAGGUGCAUGGAACAUCAUGCGCGAUUACAGCCACUGGACCAAUCUCUCCACAGCCUUGCCUAACCUUCGCGAAUGGCACUGCUUCUACGCCAAGUCCAAACGCGAAGCUCACAUCACCAUCUCAAAGGUUCUCAGGACCUUCCCACCUCAGCUGACCCGGCUUAAUAUCAGCCUCGACGGCUUCUGCAGUAAGACGAGCUCACGUGGAUUCCUCAACCCGCAAGACGAAAAGCAUCUUUGCCGGCUGUUCGGCGCCAUCCUCCCUCAGCUGGAAUCCCUGACUUUCACCGGCAAGGUCUGCGCCAGCCUCUUCCUCUCCGGCAGAGCAGCAGUGCUCUCCUCCCAGCGCAAAUCAAAGCUGAAAUCAGUGGACCUGGUCGUCAAGGCCUGCUGCUGGGGCCAUGAAUCCGACGAUGGCUCCCUCAUACCAACCGACAUAUCCGGCAUCACUAACAUGUCCUUCAUCAUCGAGUUUGAAAAGCUAGUUAUCGCUGCCAUCCACUCGCUCGGAGCACUACCCGCCCUCCAAUACAUUCGCAUCCGGUUUAUAGAUCUCGAUUCUAUCUGUGGCCUCUUAAACCCGUAUUUCCAGUUAGUCGGCAACACCUGCACGGGCGUAUGGAGCGAGGCUAUCCUUAAAACGCUCGAAGAAAACAGGCCAGAGGCGCAGUUCGCAGAGCUAAAUAAUGGUAUCCUUGAAGAUUACGGCAUCAACUCGCGAACAGGCACGCGAUCAUAUCCCCGAAGCAGGCCUCUUAGCAUCAAAACAAGCUGCUAUCGCAUUAUCGCCGACAAGUCGAAGCCUUGA